AAACGGAAGUCAUCGGCGAAGAUGCUCGUAUCACUUUUUCCGAAGAUCCCGAAGACGGCGAUCGUGCUGCUGGAGUUCUUCAUUAAGCGCGAGAGCAAAGUGUCCCUUCUUCGCGACCCCCUGUCCCACUUCUGCCAAGAAGAGGUGGUCCUCCACGCCCAGGAGUGUCUGCUCAAACUCAACAAGCAGGUGAUCAACUUCCAGGACGUGCGCGACAUGGUCGAGAACCUCGUCGCCCUCCACAACAUGUGUAUCAAGAAGAACCCUGAUGUGGCCAAGACUCUGGGCCUGACUGUACGCAAGCUGACCAUCAUCGUUGGGGAGGUCGCCGGCAACCUGGAAAAGCUCGCCGAGGUGCCAGUCACUGAUUGGAUGGCUAUCGGAGACGCCAUAGUCUCCAAGCUUGAGCAGAUGAACCUGCCAAAGCAGCCUCCAUACACGACUUUUAUACCAAAGAUGCGAGACUUCAAGAGCCUCAAGAUGCUUGGGGCUGGAGGAUUUGGGGCCGUGUAUUUGGCCAACUACAAACCGGCCAAUUUCGUCGCGACAAUCAAACUGGUGGCAAUGGAUCGCUUCAGCAAGCACAAGCAAGCUGCCAUGGACAAGGUGGUGGCGUCUGUCGUCAGAAACCCAUUCCUAGUCAAGUAUUACAGCUGCUUUUGCGUCAAAGAGGCGUACGUUACCAUCAUGGAGUAUAUUGCGGGACUGGACCUGAUGCGCGUCGUCACCAUGGAGGGCUAUCUAGAAAUAGACGCAGUGCAGGUCAUCAUGGCUCAGCUUAUUUUGGCCGUGGAACACAUGCAUCUGCGCGGCUUCCUUCACAGAGAUAUCAAAGUGUCAAACAUGCUGAUCCUGCCAGGCGGACGGGUCAAGCUAAUUGACUUUGACACAACUAAAGUCUGCAACGGGCACUUUUCCAAACGCCUUCUACGUGGUUACUUCCGACGAACGCCCUUUGAAUUUCACGAUGGCGAAUCAGCCGGCACCAUUCCUUACAUGGCCCCCGAAGUCCUGAAGAGGAGGCCGUACGGAAGAUCGGCUGACUGGUGGUCUGCGGGUGUUGUGAUGUACAAGUUGAUGACUGGCCGAGUACCAUUCCGUGGCAAAACGAAGCAACUUCUUCGCGAGCGCAUCAUCUCUUCGCCAAUUAAGUGGCCCCGUGCCGACGAGCACAAGCACUCGGCGACCCCUCCGGCCAAGCAUAUGGCCUAUCGAAUGCUUAAGAAGAACCCCGUCGACCGUCUGGGCUCCAAGACCUACCGUGACCUGAAGACGCACGCCUUCUUUGACAACUUCAAUUGGAAGAAACUGUACAACUCGACGGACCUCUGCGACAUACCCGGCAUCGCUGAGAUUCUGAGCAACGACGCCGAGAGGGGCGACAAGGGUGGCCCUGAGGCUGAUGACAAACGCCGUCACCAGAAGGUGGAGGAAAUGACCGACAUCAGCAGUGAGAACCAGAAGCCCCUGCUGUGCUACUCGUCGCCCAGCUUCAAGAAGCUCAUUAGCGAGGCGAAGCGCAGUAAGAGCACACUCAACGUGAACGACUCUUUCAUGGAGACGAGCGGCAUGACGUCAUCAGAUUUUGACUACCCGAUCCACACAACUGGCAAGCGUACUCCAGGAGUCAGUAGUUUGGGAGAAAAGGACAGCCAAACUCAGCCAACGGAAAAGGUUAAUCUCAUCCUCUUCCGGAAGAAAAAGUUUUUCAAAUACUGGAACUUUGGAUUCAAUAUACGCAGAGUGAAGGGCGAAGGAGACACCUAUUUUCUCUAUGUUGAGUCGGUGACGAAAGGAAGCCCAGCUGACAAGUCUCAGGUCCUCCCGCUGGACAUAAUUUUGUCCGUGGGUGGAGAGUGCGUGAGUGGCUCCGCCGUGGCCGAGGUCAAGAGAAUCAUCGCCAACGCGGGCGACCAGAUGGUCCUGACCGUGCUAGCGUCGAGUUCGUACCGGCUGCUCACCACCCGCCGGGACAUGUUGAGUCUAAUGCGGGGCAUCCAGAGGGAAAGCGUCGUGGUUGCCAGAGCGCCUGUGCUAUGCACGGGGAACAGACCCUACGGCCUGGAAAUCUUGGAAGCCAACGUUUGGGACGACAAGAACAAGGAGUUUACCAGGGCUUACGUCCUCACGCACGCCGACGUUACUCCGUUGAAUAACAAGAUGGUGUACCCUGGAGACGUGAUGACGCACUUGGACGGCACGGCACUGGAGACGUUACCCCGCAACCAAGUGCUUCGCCUGCUGAACCUGGGCAAGCCGGAUAUCACCUUGUCCGUGGUGCCACUCUCGCCCAUGCGCACCAGAAGGAUCAUGAUCAGCAAGCUGCACGAGACAGCCAUGACAGACACCAAUAUCCCCAGCAGGUCGACAGCAGCAGAGAUUGACUCGCAAUUUUAG
Ixodes scapularis (black-legged tick) is the source of this 2397-nucleotide messenger RNA. RefSeq names its product microtubule-associated serine/threonine-protein kinase 2. Gene Ontology annotation, biological process: intracellular signal transduction; peptidyl-serine phosphorylation. Gene Ontology annotation, molecular function: protein binding; protein serine/threonine kinase activity; ATP binding. The record is from RefSeq and is a predicted model, not a curated record. The transcript is spliced from 13 exons. Bases 22 to 2397 code for a protein of 791 amino acids. Lineage: Eukaryota; Metazoa; Arthropoda; Arachnida; Ixodida; Ixodidae.